Molecule: messenger RNA, 890 nt
Organism: Ilex paraguariensis (yerba mate)
Lineage: Eukaryota; Viridiplantae; Streptophyta; Magnoliopsida; Aquifoliales; Aquifoliaceae
Source: the annotation of a GenBank genome assembly
UGCACCUGGGUUAUCCACCACUACUCUGUAACUAACCUUUUCGUGUUGGCAAUUUGGAUAACGCAAUGAUAAACCUCUCUGUUCCAGACUAGGGUUUUAGAAGAAAUUUGCAAAUCUUAUAGCCUUGGUGACUGCAAAAUCAAUCAGAAGCAAUACAGUAAGAAGCCAAAAGGGUUACCUUGGCUAGUCAUUCUGAGCUGGUGAUAUAGGUGCAGAGAUAAUAUCUAGCCAUGGUGAGUGUGAUAAUGGCUCCCACAUGGACAUCCUUCCCCAACAGUUGCAACAGAGAGAAUAGAAAGUUACAUAGUACUCUUGAGAAGGGUAACACUGUAAGAGCAAUGAGGAUCGAGAAACCGUUGGAAGAACUGUACAGGGUAAGGGUGGAAAGGAAUGUGUCUCAAGAGCGAUUGGCUGAGCUUGGGGUUUCAAGAUGGUCCAUAUGGAAGACCGGCAAGUGCAAGUUGCCCUGGGACUGGCAGGUAGAUCAGUUGGUGUACAUUGAGGAAGGGGAGGUCAGGGUUGUGCCUGAAGGGAGCGAACGCUUUAUGCAAUUUGUUGCUGGGGACCUUGUGCGUUAUCCCAAAUGGUUUGAAGCUGACCUCUUCUUCAAUGAUUUCUACCAAGAGCGCUACAGUUUUCGAGCAUAUGGUGAUGACUAGAAAAGGGCAUUACACUUCCUGCAUUGGGGCUUUUACCAAAGCUAUGUCCUGUGUUGUCUUCCAUUCCUGUUCUAUUUCGAUCUUUGCAGAAUAUUACAAGAUUGAAAUAUGCUUUACUUCUUUGGUUGAAUGCUAAAGGCACAAGCAAAAUUGUUUUCAGAAAUCAAUUGUGAGCUCCAAUUACAGGGAGAGAGAGAUAGAGAGAGGGGGGAAGGAUUUAUCCUUAUACAC